AUGGAAGUGUGGGCAGCCGGCGCUGUAAAGCACCGUCGCGUGGCGUACGUCAAUGGAACGAUCGAGGGCUUCCCGUCGGCAACCAUGAAGAGCUUUGGUACAUUCAAGGAGCCCUGGUUUAACACAAUUCUCGCCCCUGCCAGCAAGGCCAGGGUGCCUUCCCCGGCUGCAUUGUUUGGAUAUUUUGACUUUGGCUUCAAUGCCCAGGAUUCAGAGGCGUCCGCCGACUGA
Messenger RNA from Pyricularia oryzae 70-15, 231 nucleotides. RefSeq lists its product as uncharacterized. Bases 1 to 231 code for a protein of 76 amino acids. NCBI's taxonomy places the organism in Eukaryota, Fungi, Ascomycota, Sordariomycetes, Magnaporthales, Pyriculariaceae. The record is from RefSeq and is a predicted model, not a curated record. The transcript is spliced from 2 exons.